Molecule: messenger RNA, 1906 nt
Organism: Leptopilina boulardi
Lineage: Eukaryota; Metazoa; Arthropoda; Insecta; Hymenoptera; Figitidae
Exons: 7
Coding region: 441-1640 (399 amino acids)
Source: RefSeq, a predicted model, not a curated record
UCAUUAUUAUUACUUCUCUUUAUUAUUAACUAGAAUUAUUUUAUUAACAGUCUUUCACUAAAAUUUAUUAUGAAUAUCUUUUUUAAGUAAUGUACAUAUACAUAAUACUUAAAAGAACAUUGUUGCUCUAAAUAUUUAUAUAUUCAAUAAAAGCACAUUAGUUUCCGGUUGACAAAAUCAACAAAAUAUUAUAAUCAGCGAAAAUAACAAUUAAUUUCAUAAAAACGAAACCGCAUUGAUCUUAAACACUCAUGUUAUAUGAAUGUGACAACAAAAGAAUGCAUCGCUGAACACACUAAAGUUGAAGAAUACAUUGAAAUAAAAGACAGUUUGUACGGAAAAUUUUUAAUAUAAAUCGAUGUUCUUGUUUCUUAUCAACUGUUUUUGUUUGCUAUCGACUAUCAUUUGAUGACAACGUUUUUCGAAUAUUAAAAUUUGCAAUGCUUAAAAAUUGGAAGGGACAGAGGCGCAUAGGCCGCGUCACAUACAAACAACAGGAACUCAUUAUCGAAGCUUUGGAGAAAAAUCCAAUUUUAUUGUCAAAAAAAUGUACACCGCAAUUUACCAAAGAACAAUAUAAUAAAACAUGGGCAAAUUUAACGAAAAUUCUUAAUGCAGCAAACUACCAACUAAAUGCUAAAACGUGCGACAAGUGGAAAAAGGUUCUAUCUUCGUGGUUAAGAAAGAUUACAAAAUAUGAUUUGGAAACAGCUAAAAUCAGUUUAUUAGAUGAGAGGCUUCUGACAAUUAAAAAUAAUUUUCUAAAAUCUGAUAAAAACCUUGAUAAAAGAGAAAAUAAAAGGUCAGACAAAACAAGUGAAUCUUUCAACAUUUCAUCAAAUGAAGAUGUAGAUUUUGACUCUGAUACUUCGUCAAUAAGCGAAACAGAACCACUUCCUAAAAAACAAAAACGUGCAAAUCGGGUUACUUGUGAGCAACAACAACGAUUAUUAGAGUAUAUUGAAGAAAACAAAACACUUUUAACUAAAAAGUUUACUAGGCAUCUAUCAAGAGAAUUGUAUAAUCGAGAAUGGAAGGAGAUUGCUAUGGAAUUAAAUAAAUUGAACAAUGGAAGAAGUACCAAGACUGUGGCACAAUGGCAGAGGGUUUUGUCAUCCUGGGUAUCAAAAACUAAAACUAAGUUAACUGAUAUAAAACGCUGCAAAAGAACUACGGGAAGGGGAAACUUCACUCAAGGAAACGUAAGCCUCACUGAGCUAGAAGAUCGGCUAUUAGCCGUGAAAGGAAUGACGAGUGUACAAGGAGAUGGCAAAACCAAAGAGAUUGGUCUGUCCGAAUCUGACGCGAGUGAUGAUGUAUAUAUACCUAUUUCUGAAUUGGAAGAUAAUGAUUUGAUGGAAAUCUCACCAAACAACACAGAAAUCACCACUAACCAAAAACUUGUUGGAGAUAAAAAGCAGAAAUUAUUAAUUUGCAAAACACUACCAUAUCGUGAGAAGGAUAUUUUAACUUCCGUAGAUAACAUAAGAAUGUCCUCAAUGUCUUCAAUCCAAGAAGUGAGUAAAGAGAUGAACGAGAAAUCAAACUUUAUCUUGAAACAGAUUUUAGAUACUGUGACAAAAUUAUUAUUAGUUGCGACAGAAAUACUUAAACUGCUGAAGAAAAUCAUUUCUAACUAGAAUAAAAAAUCUCCUUAUUAAUUAACUGUUACCUAUUCGACGAUUUAAUUGUAUUAACAUAGCUUGAAACAUGACUUCACAUAUUUUUGUUGUUUAAGAACUUAAAUUUUUAAAAAACAUAUCAUUUUCCAAAUAUUUAUUAAAUAUGUUAAGCUGAAAGUUUUUGAAAAUUCAUAAAAUUAUACAACCAUUUUAGAUAUUUCAAACAAAAUGCAGUACUUAAUUGAUCUAUAAAAGUGUUGUAUCUUUUUCCUUUAAAUAUCGAA